AUGAAUGAAAAGAUAGGAGUUGGUAAAACGUGGGCUCAGGACGUUCUGCUUUAUAAUAUAAAAAGUCUUGAAAGAGAAGAAAAAGAUUUUUCUCUUUUGUAUAUUACCUAUUUAUUAAAUACGAUAUAUAAUAAAUAUAAGAGUAUACAACCAGUGUAUAUUUAUUUUAUAUGUUCUCAAAAAAAAGAAAAGGAUAUGUGCAUUGAUAAUAAUAAAAAUUACAAAACAAAUGUUCAUAAGAAUCAUAACCAAAACAGUUUAGUAUAUUAUACCCCUAGUUCAAUUAUGGAACAAUAUUUUCCAGAUAUAUUUCAGAAUGUUUAUUUUUUAUGUGCUCACUAUACUAUAUUAAAUAAAGAAAUAAAUGAAAAAGAUCAUAUAGAUUACAUAAAAUAUAAUAAAGAAAAGCAAAAGUAUGAUGAAAAAAAAGAAACGUUUUAUUUUAUCUUUACAUUUUUUAUGGAACCUCAUUUUAUAUGGGAAGAAUUAAAUAUUCCAAUUUUUCAUGAGAAAGGAUAUGUAGAAUGUAUUUUUGAUUCUGUUAAUAAUCUUAUAAAAUUAAAGACUAUAUUUAAUCCUUUACAUGACCUCAGACAAAAUACAUAUGAUAAAACGUUAAUACAAUACAUUUUUAAUAUGAAUAAAAAGAGGAACAAAAAAAAAAAAUUUAAUUGUAAUAAUGAUAAUCAAAUUAACCAUGAUACAAAUUAUUAUAAUGAACAUAAUAAUGUGUUAACGGCAGGUAUCAGAGGUAAUAUAAAACAAAAUAAUAAUAUAUACAAUAAUAAUGAUAAUAAUGAUCACAAUAAUAAUGACAUUAUGAGCGAUCUUUUGAAGGAUAUUAUGAAUGGAUAUCACCUUACCUAUAGUAAUAUAAAAAAAAAAGGAAACCAUAUAAAUACAUACCAUAAUGAUGAGCAUAUAGAAUAUCCAAGCAUAUUUUCAUCAUUAAAUAAUAUGAAUAAUAAUAAUAAUGGUGAUAAUGAUAAUGAUAAUGAUGAUAAUAAUGAUGAUAAUAAUAAUAAUAAUAAUAAUAAUAAUAAUAAUAAUAAUAAUAAUAAUAAUGAUAAUAAUAAUGAUAAUGAUAAUGAUUUAUACUGUUAUAAUUAUCAUAUAAAAAAGGAAGAAAUAAAUGACCAUGUCCCAAGAGUACAACUCUUACCAUUUUUUAUUUCAUCAAAUUAUUUAUAUAAGAAUAAUAAAAUUUGUAAAACUCGUGUCAUAAGCUUUAAUGAAAAGGAUAUUUAUUUUAAAAAUGACGAGAGUCAAAAUAUUCCAAAGGCCAUGGUUUUAUAUAUUAGAAAUAAAUUAUCUAAUAAAUUAAAAAAUAUAGAAAAGGAUGUUAUAAAAAAGGAGAAAGAACAUGUUAAACGAAUACUUAUAAAAAAUAAAAGAAAAAAAAUUAAAAAAAAUUCAAAGCAUGAAAGUUUUAAACCGACAAAGGAUUUAUAUAAAAUACAUAAUGAUCCUAUAAAUCAAAAAAAAAAAAAAGCGAAUAUUAAUCAAUAUAUUAUCAACAAAAAUAAUAAUAAUAAUAAUAAUAAAAAUAUUGUACCUAAUAUUCAACAUAAUAAUAUUAUGAACGUUCUUAAUUUUAUACAAAAUAAUCUUCAAGAUAAUCUACAAGAUGUAAAAUUACAAAAACUAUUAUUAAAAUAUUACAAAAAUUAUAUUAAAUGUGAUUAUAAAGAAAAUAUAUAUAUAAGUAAUAAUGAUUUUAUCAAUACAUUAUCAUUAAUUCAACAUAAUUAUAAAUUCAUCUGUAAAGAUAAUAGCCAAUUACAUAAUACAUUAAUAGACCCAUGGCAAAUAGGAAUAGGAGAAAAUAAUUUAAGACUAAUGAAAAAAUUGUUUUCACAAAGAAUAUAA
Molecule: messenger RNA, 1869 nt
Organism: Plasmodium reichenowi
Lineage: Eukaryota; Apicomplexa; Aconoidasida; Haemosporida; Plasmodiidae
Exons: 1
Coding region: 1-1869 (622 amino acids)
Source: RefSeq, a predicted model, not a curated record